Phymastichus coffea is the source of this 2465-nucleotide messenger RNA. RefSeq lists its product as uncharacterized. The record is from RefSeq and is a predicted model, not a curated record. Gene Ontology annotation, molecular function: odorant binding; olfactory receptor activity. Bases 2 to 2347 code for a protein of 781 amino acids. NCBI's taxonomy places the organism in Eukaryota, Metazoa, Arthropoda, Insecta, Hymenoptera, Eulophidae. Gene Ontology annotation, biological process: detection of chemical stimulus involved in sensory perception of smell; sensory perception of smell. Gene Ontology annotation, cellular component: plasma membrane. The transcript has 12 exons.
GAUGGACAAACAAGUAGAGAGGUACUACAAAAAGUACAAAAGCGGAAUUACUUUCCUGCUCGUUAUCUCUGGGCUUUGGCCAGAUUACGACAAGCAUCCGAGAUGCGUGAGAGUUGUUUUGAGUGUCAUCUCAUCUGCAAUUGAAUUCGUGAUGUUCCUUGGGGCUUGCGGUUUUUGCUAUCGCUACCUGACGAACAUCAAUGUGCUGGUUAAAGGAUUGGGUUUGGUCAUCAGUUUUUCUUCGGCAUUUCCGAAAGCAGCAGUAAUAGCUAUGCAUUGGAAAGAAUUAGCGAAGUUGAACCGCGGUCUGUCCUCGCAAUUCGAAAGGGAUCUGGAGUUGCCGGACAAUCGGCAGCAUCUGUUGGCUCAUUUUCCUUUGUUCUUGAACUUUUUCAAUCUGCUUUACUACUACAGCGGAGCUGUAGUCACGCUGUCCGUGGUUAGACCUCUACUAGCUCUGAGACACGGAGUCUACGUUCGGGCGUAUCCGUUAAUUUUACCAUUCAGUUAUGAGCCAGGUGGACUUAUUCAUUGGUGCAUAUACGCGUUCGAAAUGCUCGCUGGCUUCUACUGCUGGGCCAACACGGUCAGCGUAGACUCGGUGUUCGGUUUUUAUUCUCUGCAAAUGGUCGGCGAACUACGGCUACUGUCGUCGCGUUUUCGCAACUUGAAAUCUACCAGUGACUAUAAGAAGCAGCUGAAAGAGUGCAUAGACAAGCACGUCCUUCUGUUAGAAUCUAAACGUACGAUGCAAAAGGUGUUUGGUUUCUUGUCGGUUUUCUUCGCCAUCACUUGCGCCAUCGUCAUGUGCGCUCUGAUAUUUCAAUCUACCGAGAAAAAUAGUUUGAGCGUUUACAAAGUGAUUUAUUUGAUAGUUUAUUGCAUGAUCAAAGUUCUUCAAGCUUACACCUACGCUUGGUUCGGCAAUAUCAUCACCGUCGAAAGCGAAGCGUGCUUAAAUUCCAUAUACGAGUGCGCAUGGCCAGGAUCGGGCGACUUGCGGAUUAUGAAUGACGCGCUGAUCAUUCAAUCGCAAAAUCCUAUGUACUUUCAAGUUAUGGGAAUUAUGAUAGUGCGGCUGGAUAUGUUUUCGAAGAUCAUGCAUGCCUCAGUUUCCUACUUUUUUCUGCUACAAACGUUGAGCGAAAAUAUCGAGAGAUCUCAAACUCUCGGCGAAGCAACAAUGAUGGAAAAGCAGGUGGCAAACUACUACAAGUACAAAGGCGAUAUAGUUCACUUGCUGGCUAUUUCCGGGCUCUGGCCGGAUUACAAGCGCUAUCCGAGGGCCGUGAAGAAUUUUUUGAUCUGCGCCUCCAUUACCAUUAAUUUCUGCACGACCUUCGGCAUCGUUAACUUUUGCUUGCGAAACGUGACCAACAUCAACGUUCUGACGAAAGGCAUGGGUCUGAUGAUCAGCUAUUCUUCGGCACUUCUCAAGGAUCUGCUCUUGGCGUUGAACAGAAACAAUUUGACAAAGCUCAAUCGCAGCUUGUCGGAUCGAUUCGAAAAGGAUCUGAAGACGCCGGAGAAUCGACCGCAUCUUCUAGCCCAUCACGGCUCCUUUCAUAGGUAUUUUCGACUUCACUAUUAUUACACCGGAACGAUCGUCUGUAUUAUGGUCUUGGCUCCAUUGAUCGCAUUAAGGCACGGCAAGUACGUUAGAGCAUAUCCGCAACUAGUGCCCUUCAAUUACGAAAAUGGAGGUUUCGUGCAUUGGGGCACUUACGCAUUCGAACUGAUCGAAGGGUACUUUGGCUGGUCUAAUACCGUUGGGCCUGACUCGGUGUUCGGCCUGUACGUUCUGCACUUGGUCGGAGAACUUCGAUUACUUUCCUUUCAAUUCCGAAAUUUAAAACCUGGCGACGAUUAUCGAAGGCAGAUGAAAGAGUGCAUCGACAGACAUGAGAUGCUGAUUGAAUCUAAGCGCGUGAUGCAACGAGUCUUCGGAUUCCCCUCGGUUUGGCUGGCCGUCACUUCUGCAGUCGUGAUAUGCGCAAUUAUUUUCCAAUCUAGUCAGAUAGAACACAUGACCGCCUUCAAAGCUGUCUAUUUGCUUGUUUACACAAUGAUCAAAUUCAUUCAAGUAUAUACUUACUCGUGGUUCGGGCACAUCAUCAACUUAGAAAGUGAAACCUGCAUUCAAUCCAUAUAUGAUGCGAAAUGGGCAGGCGAAGGCGACUUACGGCUUAUGAAAGACUCAAUAAUAGUUUUGUCUCAAAACCCCAUGUACUUCGACGCUAUGAGCAUUAUGAUUGUUCGUCUGGACAUGUUUUCGAAGAUUAUGAAUACGUCGGUUUCGUAUUUCUUCCUCUUGAAAACUCUGGAUGCAAAAAUGGAAACAACGUAAACCCCCCUUUUUCAAUGUCGCCUUGUAUUGGACACAUUAUUUUUAUUAAUAAUUAUUAUCGGAAUGCUUCGAAUACCCGAGCUUACUCAGGUGAUUGUAAGCGGCCAAAUAAAUCUGA